GCGAGUCGACUCUCGGUUCAGAGAGUUGUGAGUCAGAAGCUCGUGAGGUGAGCGGAUCGAGAGCAGCGCCCGGCCGCCUUUAACCCUAAACAUUCACAGCUUUUCCUCCAGAGACUCCGGGAGAAACAUGGAGAAGAAAAGGUGGGAGUGCUCGGCUCUCCCAAAUGGUUGGAAAAGGGAAGAAGUGACCAGAAAGUCGGGCUUGUCCGCGGGGAAAAGUGAUGUCUAUUAUUUUAGUCCAACAGGGAAGAAGUUUCGGAGUAAACCACAGCUGGCCCGAUAUCUGGGAAACUCCAUGGAUCUCAGCUCCUUUGAUUUCCGCACAGGAAAGCUGCUUAUGAGCAAACUGAAUAAGAACAGGCAGCGGAUUCACCACGAUCACAGUCAGAGCAAGGGUAAACCUGAUCUGAACACGUCACUGCCGGUCCGACAGACGGCGUCCAUCUUUAAACAGCCCGUCACCAAGGUCACAAAUCACCCCAGCAACAAGGUUAAAACAGACCCUCAGAAAGCUGUCGAGCAGCCCAGACAGCUGUUCUGGGAGAAAAAGCUGAGUGGACUCAACACCUAUGAUAUCGCAGAGGAGCUGGUGAAGACCAUGGAUCUUCCUAAAGGAUUGCAAGGUGUGGGUCCGGGUUACACAGGUAACACGCUGCUCUCGGCUCUAGCAAGCGCCCUGCACACCAGCUCGGCUCCCAUCACGGGUCAGCUGUCCGCCGCGGUGGAGAAGAACCCUGGAGUCUGGCUCAACACCACACAGCCUCUGUGCAAAGCCUUCAUGGUGACGGAUGAAGACAUCAGGAAGCAGGAAGAUCUGGUGUAUAGCGUGAGGAAGAGGCUGGAGGAAGCGCUCAUGGCAGACAUGCUCGCACACAUGGAGGAAGCCUCCACCGAGGCCAAAUCUCUGAAGGAAGAGUCCACCGACGAGGAAACCGAGUCUGUAUAGCUGGAUGAGAACGACCUGGACGAUUGUUUUCUUCCUCCCCAAACCCAAAGACGCACUCCGACUUGAGCUGAUCUCUAUGCAGAAUCCCACCCGCUCUCCUGCCUUUCUUCUCCAACUCUACUGUGAAUGUUUGACUAACAUUUCAAGCAGUUUUAUAAAACCAAAUUCACGUUUUUUCUAGCUUUAACUUGUUUGAAGUGGAUUUGCUCUAUUUUUGUACAGUGCAUUUAAUGUUUGGCUCCAUCAUGUCCAUGAGAUUUGGGUUUUCCAGCAUAACGCAGAGGGUUUGAGUGAGUUCGACACAAUAUAUUUCCUUUGAGUAUGACACAAGUCCAGUUUUUUUUUUUUUUUUAUUCAGACGUCGUAAGCUAAUUUCAAAUCAAGAAAGUUUUACACAAAUUAGUUUUUUUUUAUAUACAUGCAUACAAACGAAAUGCCAUGUUGUUAUGACUUGGUUAUGGAAAUAAUCUUCUAGUAGUACAUAUUGGUUUGUGAUGGCUG
Molecule: messenger RNA, 1447 nt
Organism: Sinocyclocheilus anshuiensis
Lineage: Eukaryota; Metazoa; Chordata; Actinopteri; Cypriniformes; Cyprinidae
Gene: mbd3a
Product: methyl-CpG binding domain protein 3a
Exons: 7
Coding region: 128-946 (272 amino acids)
Biological process (GO): DNA methylation-dependent constitutive heterochromatin formation; negative regulation of transcription by RNA polymerase II
Cellular component (GO): nucleus
Molecular function (GO): methyl-CpG binding
Source: RefSeq, a predicted model, not a curated record